Molecule: messenger RNA, 789 nt
Organism: Striga hermonthica
Lineage: Eukaryota; Viridiplantae; Streptophyta; Magnoliopsida; Lamiales; Orobanchaceae
Source: the annotation of a GenBank genome assembly
AUGUACACCGCCGUUGAUAUCGUCAGCCUCCGCCGGUCGGUCCGUCAAGAAGCUGCCCUGUCGCCGAUUUUUGAUCUCCAACUCGAACCACUGCCGCCACUUGCCGCUGGAGACUACGUGGUUCAGGGUGUAAACGUGGAUCUGGGAGUGGAAAAUGACGGAUUUACUGUAUCCGGCAUAGACGUUGAUCCCCUGCCCGUUGGAGUGGUUCCAACUAACCAGCAGGUGGCGGCUGAGGAUAGGAGGAGGAGAAAAUUGGUAAAAAUGGUUCCAGAUAUGAAUGAGCUUGAUGCAGCAGAACGCGAACUGAGGUACCAUGAGGUCCUCAACAGAGCAAAUCCCAUGCCUCCGCUCCACCCGGCAUUGUUACUUAUGCUCCAGAAUAUCCAGGAGAGCCAAAAUUUGGCCAAUCUGAGGAUGGAGACAUUAUUACGAGUCAUGUCUGCGAGGACCAGAAAUCAACGCAUCAAGGAAGAAGAAAUGGAUGAACUCUAUCGGCCCUUGCCAAAAUUGAUGGUCGGGCAUCCAUAUGCUGCGGUAUUACCCGUCCAAGGAGUCAAUAUUGCUGUGGGGGGUUAUCAGGUGGGUGAUCUGCCCCCUGACGGACUGGUACCGACAAACAAUGAAGGGUAUAUACAAGCGAGCCACCUAAACCUGCCUGAUCUUAGAAGAAAACUUAGAGCUAUCUAUUGGUUUUAUCACGACGAGAGUCUGUUCAUCCCCCACAAUGCCCCACUGCGAAUGUGCCACCAGGGUUUGGUAGCUCUUAAGAGGUUUCACCUUCCUUGA